Molecule: messenger RNA, 654 nt
Organism: Orycteropus afer afer
Lineage: Eukaryota; Metazoa; Chordata; Mammalia; Tubulidentata; Orycteropodidae
Gene: RAC2
Product: Rac family small GTPase 2
Biological process (GO): small GTPase-mediated signal transduction
Molecular function (GO): GTPase activity; GTP binding
Source: RefSeq, a predicted model, not a curated record
ACCCCUGGUGCCUGCAGAGACACUCCGUGCCCCGAGCUGUCACCGCCACUGCCCCCCAGGCUCCUGACGCCAUGCAGGCCAUCAAGUGUGUGGUGGUGGGAGACGGAGCAGUGGGUAAGACCUGCCUUCUGAUCAGCUACACCACCAAUGCCUUCCCGGGAGAGUACAUCCCCACCGUGUUUGACAACUAUUCAGCCAACGUGAUGGUGGAUAGCAAGCCCGUGAACCUGGGGCUGUGGGAUACCGCCGGGCAGGAGGACUACGACCGCCUCCGGCCACUCUCCUACCCCCAGACGGACGUGUUCCUCAUCUGCUUCUCCCUCGUCAGCCCAGCCUCCUAUGAGAAUGUCCGUGCCAAGUGGUACCCCGAGGUGCGGCACCACUGCCCCAGCACCCCCAUCAUCCUGGUGGGCACCAAGCUGGACCUGAGGGAUGACAAGGACACCAUUGAAAAGCUGAAGGAGAAGAAGCUGGCGCCCAUCACCUACCCACAGGGCCUGGCACUGGCCAAGGAGAUUGACUCUGUCAAAUACCUGGAGUGCUCAGCCCUCACCCAGCGGGGCCUGAAAACCGUCUUCGAUGAGGCUAUCCGGGCUGUCCUGUGCCCACAACCCACACGGCAGCAGAAACGCGGCUGCAGCAUCCUUUAGGGGU